Molecule: messenger RNA, 2873 nt
Organism: Myotis lucifugus (little brown bat)
Lineage: Eukaryota; Metazoa; Chordata; Mammalia; Chiroptera; Vespertilionidae
Gene: FCHO1
Product: FCH domain only 1
Biological process (GO): clathrin coat assembly; clathrin-dependent endocytosis
Cellular component (GO): cytoplasm; plasma membrane; clathrin-coated pit
Source: RefSeq, a predicted model, not a curated record
GUCUGCAGGGGUCUCCAUAGAAGGCAUCAGGAUGUCGUAUUUCGGGGAGCAUUUUUGGGGCGAGAAGAACCACGGCUUUGAGGUUCUGUACCACAACAUGAAGCAGGGCCCCAUCUCCACCAAGGAGCUGGCAGAAUUCAUCCGGGAGAGGGCCACUAUCGAGGAGACCUACUCGAAAGCGAUGGCAAAACUUUCCAAGCUGGCCAGCAACGGGACCCCCGUGGGGACCUUUGCCCCGCUCUGGGAGGUCUUCCGUGUCUCCUCGGACAAGCUGGCGCUCUGCCACCUGGAGCUGACCCGGAAGCUGCAGGACCUCAUCAAGGACGUGCUCCGCUACAGCGAGGAGCAGCUCAAGAUGCACAAGAAGCUGAAAGAGGAGGCAGGGGGCACCCUGGACGCUGUGCAGGUCCUCGCGGGCGUCAGCCAGCUCCUGCCCAAGUCCCGGGAGAACUACCUGAACCGGUGCAUGGACCAGGAGCGGCUGCGCAGGGAGAGCACCAGCCAGAAGGAGAUGGACAAGGCAGAGACCAAGACCAAGAAGGCGGCCGAGAGCCUGCGGCGCUCCGUGGAGAAGUACAACUCCGCCCGCGCUGACUUCGAGCAGAAGAUGCUGGACUCGGCUCUGCACUUCCAAACCAUGGAAGAGACCCACCUGCGGCACAUGAAGACCCUGCUGGGCUCCUACGCCCACUCGGUGGAGGACACGCACGUGCAGAUCGGGCAGGUUCACGAGGAGUUUAAGCAAAAUAUAGAGAACAUCAGCGUGGAAAUGCUGCUGAGAAAGUUUGCAGAAAGCAAGGGCACGGGCCGGGAGAAGCCUGGGCCGUUGGACUUUGAGGCGUACAGCGCAGCCGCCCUGCAGGAAGGCAAGUACGUCUGGCCCUGGAUGCCCAGGCUGGACUGUAGGGAAAGGGAGCCCGACUCACCGCUUGUCCUCCAGGCCUGUGCAGAAGUGGAUGAAGAAGGUUUCACUGUCCGGCCUGAUGUGACCCAGAACAAUACAGCUGAGCACUCCCGCUUCUCAUCCAGCGACUCAGACUUUGACGACGAAAGCCCCCGCAAGUUCUACGUGCACAUCAAGCCCGCCCCGGCCCGGGCCCCGGCCUGCAGCCCCGAAGCGGCUGCCGCACAGCUCAGGGCCACGGCCGGCAGCCUCAUCCUCCCUCCAGGCCCGGGGGGCACCAUGAAACGCCACUCCUCGCGGGAUGCUGCUGGGAAGCCACAGAGGCCUCGGUCUGCCCCGAGGGCCAGCAGCUGCACGGAGAAGCUUCAAUCAGAUGAGCUGGCCUCCAAGACCCUCUUUGGGCCACCCCUAGAGUCAGCCUUUGACCACGAAGACUUUACAGGUUCCAGCAGCCUCGGCUUCACCUCCAGCCCCUCGCCUUUCUCCUCCUCAUCGCCGGAGAACGUGGAAGACUCCGGCCUGGACUCACCAUCGCACGCAGCACCUGGCCCCUUCCCAGAUUCCUGGGCCCUCCGCCCGGGCACCCCGCAGAGCCCACCUACCUGUAGGCCGCAGCCACCCGAGUCGAGGGGGACACGGCCCCUGCUGUCAUCAGACUCGCCACUGCCCCUUGCGGCAUCCCCAGGCCCCUGGGGGCGGGAGGCUGUGGCUGGAGGCGACCCGACGCCCGGACCUGCUGACCUUCCGGCCACGGAGGGCCUGGCAGCCCCACCCCGGAGGCCCCGCUCCCGGAAGGUGUCCUGCCCCCUCGUGAGCAGCAACGGGGAUCUGUCUCAUUCUCUGAGCUCCUCCCCGCUGGGCUCCUCCGUCCCCGGCACCGCCCCCGAGCGCUCCAGCGUCCUCUCGCAGACGGGACACGGAAUCUCCCGGGGCCCAAGCCCUGUGGUCCUGGGCUCCCAGGAUGCCCUGCCGGUGGCCACCGUCUUCACCGAGUAUGUCCACGCCUACUUCCGUGGCCACAGCCCUAGCUGCCUGGCUCGAGUAACUGGGGAACUCACCAUGACCUUCCCAGCCGGCAUUGUGCGUGUGUUCAGCGGGACCCCACCCCCACCGGUCCUCAGCUUCCGUCUUGUACACACCACCCCCAUCGAGCACUUCCAGCCCAAUGCCGACCUGCUCUUCAGCGACCCCUCCCAGAGCGACCCCGAGACCAAAGACUUCUGGCUCAACAUGACAGCCCUGACGGAGGCCCUGCAGCGCCAAGCAGAGCAGAAUCCAGCCGCCUCCUACUACAAUGUGGUGCUGCUGCGGUACCAGUUCUCCCGCCCGGGCCCCCAGUCUGUGCCGCUGCAGCUGAGCGCCCACUGGCAGUGUGAGGCGACCCUCACGCAGGUCUCGGUGGAGUACAGCUACCGGCCCGGUGCCACGGCCGUGCCCACGCCACUCACCAAUGUCCAGAUCCUGCUGCCUGUGGGGGAGCCUGUGACCAAUGUCCGCCUGCAGCCGGCUGCCACCUGGAACCUGGAGGAGAAGCGGUUCCUAUGGAAGCUUCCAGAUGUGUCCGAGGCCGGGGGUUCUGGCCACCUGUCUGCCAGCUGGGAGCCGUGCUCAGGGCCCAGCACGCCCAGCCCCGUGGCCGCUCAGUUCACCAGCGAAGGGGCCACUCUGUCGGGCGUGGACGUGGAGCUGGUGGGCAGUGGCUACCGCAUGUCGCUGGUAAAGAGAAGGUUCGCCACAGGGAUGUACCUGGUGAGCUGCUGAGCCGGGAGGCUGACCAGCCCACUGGCCCCAGCUCUGCAGAGUCCUGGUGCUUGGUGACUGCUCCCUGCCUGCCUGCCGGAUGCUGGGGUCCCAACCUGGCCUCCUCCGAGGCCCUGACUCUGUGGAGAGGAGCCCCACGCCCAGCCUGGCUGAGCCGGAGAUUCACUUCCGCUCAUACCAGCUCCCACACAGGUCCUUGGACUUUUAA